GGUGACCCAGCUCAGCGAGGGCACUUGGAGGAAGCUGCUUUCCAACUGCAGCAGAUUUUUCGGAUUGAUAUUUCCAUUGCCUUGAACAUUCUGGGGAUUGAAAGCAUGAGAGCAGGACACUGCAGGGUAGGCUAUACCUGCUUCAAACUGGCAGCAGAUCGAGGCUACAGCAAGGCCCAGUUCAACGUGGGACUGUGCUAUGAGCAUGGCAGAGGCACGGAAAAGGACUUGGAGAAGGCAGCCUUUUAUUACCAGCACGCAGCCAGCAGCUGCCACCCCAUGGCACAGUACCGCUACGGGAGGUACCUCCUGCAGCACAGCUCUGGGAAGGACUGGGACAGCCAUCAGAGGGCUCUGACACUCCUGGAGCAAGCAGCAAUGGCUGGGAUCACAGAGGCACAGGCUUACCUUGGAGUGUUCUACAUGAGGGGGCUGCAACCCCAGGAAAAGAGAGGUCUGAGGUACCUGCUGCUGGCAGCAAACAGUGGUGAUGCCCAGAGCAGGUACCACGUGGGGGUGUGCUAUGAGCAGGGCCUUGGGGUGCAGAGGAACCUGCCAGAAGCACUGAGGCACUACAGGCAGUCAGCAGCUGCUGGGAACAGGCACGCACAGGAGAGGCUGCGGCUCUGGGAGCAGGAGCUGGAAGGUCUCCACGGCACCCAGGUGUCUGCCCUGCCCCUGCCCCACUCCUGGAGCGCAGACAGACUGCACGUGGUGAUGCUGAGCGGCGCAGGAUGGAGCCGUACUGUGGGGCACAGGGCAGUGCCGCUGGGACAGCAGUACUGGGAGCCUCACCACUGCUGGUGUUAG
Molecule: messenger RNA, 810 nt
Organism: Acanthisitta chloris (rifleman)
Lineage: Eukaryota; Metazoa; Chordata; Aves; Passeriformes; Acanthisittidae
Gene: DELE1
Product: KIAA0141 ortholog
Exons: 6
Molecular function (GO): protein binding
Source: RefSeq, a predicted model, not a curated record